AUGUCCCAAGAUCCUGAACAAGCGAAAAAGCUGGAAGCGCUUUUGAAAAUGCUUUCGCUUUCACAAGGUGAUACUUCAAAGUUGACACAGCCUCAGCGUAAGCAAUUUGAAGAAUACAGAUUCUGGAAAACGCAACCAGUGUCACGCUUUGACGACAAGGUGGACAAUGAGGGCCCAAUAAAUACCUCGCAGACACCAGAAGACAUUCCCGACCAGCCGUUGCCCUUGUUGGACGAGUUUGAAUGGUGUACCGUGGAUUUGACAGACUCAGGACAAUUAGAUGAUGUUUUUGUUCUUUUAAAUGAGAACUACGUGGAAGACCAAGAUGCAACAUUCCGCUUCAAUUAUUCGCGUGAGUUUUUCAAUUGGUCUCUCAAAGGCCCAGGGUGGAGAAAAGACUGGCAUGUUGGGGUUCGUACUAGGCAAUCUGGACGUCUUGUAGCGUUCAUCAGUGCUGUUCCAGCAACGCUGCGAGUCAGAAAUAGGAUCGUCAAGAGCGUUGAGAUUAACUUCUUGUGCAUUCACAAAAAGUUGAGAGCUAAAAGAUUAACACCCAUUUUGAUUAAAGAAGUCACUAGACGUGUCAACAAGCAAAACAUUUGGCAAGCACUUUACACAGCAGGUGUUGUUUUGCCAUCUCCAACUGCCACUUGCCGCUACGCACACCGCCCUUUGAACUGGUCAAAACUUUACGAAGUGGGAUUUACUGGCCUUCCAGCGAAUGCGUCUAAAACUCAGAUGAUAGCCAAAUACACUCUCCCAAAAGAAACUGAUACCCCUGGCUUGAGACCUCUGGAAGAAAGAGAUGUGGAUGAAGUUUAUGAUCUACUUGAGAAAUAUCAAUCUAGAUUUGAUUUGGUACAAGUGUUCACAAAAGAAGAGUUCAGACAUGUGUUCUUGAGCACGGCAUCUGUAGUUUACUCUUACGUUGUUGAAAACGAAGGGAAGAUCACAGAUUUUGUGUCCUUUUACUCGUUGCCCUUCACCGUACUGAACAACCCACAUUACAAAGAGUUAGGAAUAGGUUACCUUUUUUACUAUGCCUCAGAUGCAGAUUUUGGAUAUUCGGAUAGAUUCAAUCCAGAAGGUACUUUGAAGCUUCGCAAAAGACUCAAUCGUCUAAUUACAGACGUGAGUAUCAAAGCCCGUGAUCUCAAGAUGGAUGUGUUCAACGCCAUGAGCUGCCAGGAUAACUCACUAUUCUUGGACGAUUUGAAGUUCGGCCCGGGAGAUGGUUUUCUCAAUUUUUACCUGUUCAACUACAAAGUGCGUCCUAUCGCUGGAGGUUUGAAAGACGACAAUACCUUCGAUACAGAAAAACGUAGUAACGUUGGUGUAGUGAUGUUGUAA
Molecule: messenger RNA, 1350 nt
Organism: Lachancea nothofagi CBS 11611
Lineage: Eukaryota; Fungi; Ascomycota; Saccharomycetes; Saccharomycetales; Saccharomycetaceae
Source: the annotation of a GenBank genome assembly